AUUGUCCAUGAAUGGUAAGACUGACGCUCGCCAGCUCGACGCGCUCAUGCAGCUGUCCGAGGCGCUGCAGGAGUGCCUCGAGGCGGCGGCGCCGCAGCCAGACUCACUCGCCAUCCUCUCGCUCGGACGUCGGCUGCUCGCCAUCUGCGCAAAGGUCGGUCGCUUGUCGUCGGCCGAGGCGGAUUCCGCCACUGCCGCCCUGCUGGCCGUCCUCGACGAGGAGGUCGCCGCAGGCGCCGGCGCUUCAGGUGCCGGAACUGCGGGUGGGCCCGGCGAAGCAGGCGCGGGCGCCGACCCUCCUCGGGACGCGGAGGCGUGGGUGCGUGCAAAUCGCCCGGCCCCUAGCAUUGCCUUAGGCGGGCUGUGGGAGGGAGCGGAGCUGCACGGGAGUUUUUGGCAGCGAGAUAUGGGGAGAUAUGCCUGCGCCGCACCACCGGCCGCGUCGGGCCCAGCCACCACCGCCUCACGCCUCUGCAGUCACCACCACCGCCUUCUCCGCCUUCACCGCCACCCGCCCCGCUCUGCCACGCUCGCGGCGGGCGCGUUGGGUUUGGGUUGGUGCUACUGCGAUGCACUCACCGGCACACCUCCGCUGCUCAAUGUCUUGACGAUUUGCUACCCUGGGUUGGAUGGACGCCGGCCGUGACCGGGCGAGUAGAGGCACACGCACACUCUCUCGAGGUCUCUUGGAGCAGAGCCCCGGCGAGCCCUCGAAAGAGCCCAACUGCCCAAUGGGUCCUCGGAGAGGGUACCCUGGGUGGGCGGGGCCUCCACUCGCCAGGAUGCCGGCCGUGACGUGACCCCCCAGGUACGCGCGUGGUGU
Molecule: messenger RNA, 823 nt
Organism: Emiliania huxleyi CCMP1516
Lineage: Eukaryota; Haptophyta; Isochrysidales; Noelaerhabdaceae
Exons: 1
Coding region: 8-646 (212 amino acids)
Source: RefSeq, a predicted model, not a curated record